This is a messenger RNA of Xylona heveae TC161, 2256 nucleotides long. Its product is annotated as SNF5-domain-containing protein. Gene Ontology annotation, biological process: chromatin remodeling; regulation of transcription by RNA polymerase II. NCBI's taxonomy places the organism in Eukaryota, Fungi, Ascomycota, Xylonomycetes, Xylonales, Xylonaceae. The coding region runs from base 1 to 2256 and encodes 751 amino acids. Gene Ontology annotation, cellular component: nuclear chromosome; nucleus; SWI/SNF complex. The record is from RefSeq and is a predicted model, not a curated record. The transcript is spliced from 2 exons. Gene Ontology annotation, molecular function: transcription coregulator activity.
AUGGCCGCCGCCGGUGCUGCGGCCGGGGCUUCAGUCGCUUCAGGGUCUGUUGAAGAUGGCCAGAAAGAGCAAUCCACCUCGUCACCUAUCGCACCCAACGAGGCCAAUGGCGCGCCUCAAGCUCGAAAACGAUCUCGAUCAGGCACGAAGAUUGCAUCUCAACCCGUAUCAUCAGAGCUCGCGCAUCGUCCCCGACCGCCGACGAAGGAAUUACUCCUAGAUCAGUACGUGACCCGCGAUCAGCUGCACACUGCAGCGCUCAACACCCAGAAUGCCGCGCAGGCCGAACUUUUGCGAUUCAAGCGCGAAGAGGUAGACUUGUAUAAAUCCUUGCGCCAGGACCGCCAACUUCAUCCUGGUGCUAUAUUUGGCAGUGGCUACGCAGGGUAUGGUAAUGGCCACACGGAUGACAAGCCUCGUGUGGUCUACCCGCUUCAUAGGAAACGGCCAGGUGGAAGGAGGACUCGGGAACUGCGGAUUUCAAGGAAAGACUUGGCAACUCAGGCUGAGCAAUUAGAAGAGCUGGUUCCGGUUCGACUGGACAUUGAGUGGGAUAAGAUAAAACUGCGAGAUACCUUCACGUGGAAUCUUCAUGACCGUGUCAUCAAACCCGAAUUAUUCGCCGAGCUGCUCGUUGAAGACUUCAACCUGCCCCAGGAGAUCUCAGGUCUUAUGGUGCAGCAGGUUGGUCAAUCGCUUGCAGAUCAAAUCCAGGAUUUCUACCCUCAUGUCUAUAUCGAUGAAGAGGCCCUAGAUCCUCAUCUUGCUUACUUUGCAUACAAAAAUGACGAGAUGCGAAUUUUGAUCAAGCUAAACAUCACCAUCGGACAGCAUACGCUGGUUGAUCAAUUUGAGUGGGAGAUCAAUAACCCCUUGAAUUCUCCCGAAGAGUUUGCCAAGCAGAUGACCAGAGAUCUUUCUCUCACGGGGGAGUUCACCACCGCGAUCGCUCACAACAUCAGAGAGCAAGCCCAACUUUUCACAAAAAGUCUUUAUAUCACUGGCCACCCAUUUGAUGGUCGGCCAAUUGAAGACGCCGACCUGAGAGAAGCAUUUCUGCCUACCCCCCUUCCUUCUGUCUUUCGGCCGGUCCAGGCUGCCAAGGACUACACGCCAUAUCUGUACGAGCUUAAUGAAAACGAAUUGGAGCGGACAGAGGUAUCUCUGUCAAGAGAGCAGCGACGCCAGAAGAGGUCCAUCAAUCGUCGUGGCGGUCCUGCACUGCCAGAUCUUAAAGAUCGACAACGAACUGUGCGAAGCCUUUUGGUCUCGACAGUGCUGCCUGGCGCGGCUGAGAGCGUUGACGAGAGCAGAAUAUUCAAACGCUCUGCUGCUCAAUUAGGAAAGGGUAGAAGAGCAAUUACUGGGCCCCGAGAUGAGGAAUCUGAAGAAUCCGAGAGUGAGGAAUCAGCGCCCGAUUCUCCGGCAACAUCAUCCCAUAUGCUUUCCGGUACUGCACGCACCAGAGGCAUGCGGGGUGCUGCGUCCGCCGCUCAAGCAGCUAUGCGAGCUACGCUUGGACGUUCGGCAACGCCCGAAGCGUCCUUACUCCAUCACCACGAAACAAGAACUUCGCGGCGCUCUGGUAGAGACUACCGUGACGAGAGUGUCAGUGAACCAACAACACUCGUCGUUAGGCUUCGCAUUCCCAGAGAGCGUUUUCGGCAAUUCUUGCGGGAGCAAAAAUCAAGACAACGUGGCGACCAAUCGACAAUGGGUCGUGGUCAACGCGCCGCAUCUCAAAGUGCUACGCCGCAACAGGGGACACCUGUGCCGGGUUCGAUGGGACCUCCACCCACUACACCAGCGAUGCAUCAGCAGCAGCUUCCUAAUCAGCCUUUGGUCGCAACUCCGCAAAUGAAUGGGGGCACUGGUGGUACAACACCACAGCAGUAUGGUAUUGUAGAUGCUACCCAUCCUCCAGUAGCUGGCCAACCAGGGCCUCCACCUCCCGCCUGGCUCACCGCUGGCUUAACCACGCUCCAAUCAAGGUAUCCACGCGAUAUGUUUGAGGGAACAAUGCGGUAUACGGCUGUGGACGCCUUAACAGAUCAACCUCUUCCCAGUAGCGCUUUACAAGCCGGGCAACCGAAUCCUCCAAACGUCAAGUACCAAUAUUUCCCACGUAUUCGAUGUCAUGAUUGCCCAGGAAAGCUUUAUACACCUGGUCCAGACAUGACAGUUGAAAAUUUCGAGGUUCACCUUCGGAAUCGACAACAUAGAGAAAGAGUGGAGCGGAGGGUAAGAGGAUUCUGA